Molecule: messenger RNA, 924 nt
Organism: Penicillium diatomitis
Lineage: Eukaryota; Fungi; Ascomycota; Eurotiomycetes; Eurotiales; Aspergillaceae
Product: urea carboxylase-associated family protein
Exons: 2
Coding region: 1-924 (307 amino acids)
Source: RefSeq, a predicted model, not a curated record
AUGUCUGUGGCGCGUCGACCUCCCCCAGCCUAUGAGUCCUCACUGGCUGGUAUUCAAGCAACAAGUGCUAUAUACCAUAGAAUCUCCAGGACAGCGUCCGACGCCACCGGUCGAGUUCUCAAAGAGUCAUUCGAGAUCCCUCCAUGCUCAGGCCAGGCAUGGACUGUACCGGCCGGCUCUGUCUGUCGUCUCACUACCCCAAAUGGACCGCAAGUAGGUGACUUGAACCUUUGGAAUGCACACAAUCCGCGCGAACGACUGUGGGCUGCACGCACCCGUCAAAUCCAUGCAUCCCAUGUCUCGGUUGGCGAUCGCCUGUGGUCGAAUCUCCCAUAUCUCCGACCGCUUGUGAGCAUCACCGGCGAUUCACUGGGAGGCGGGCAGUUGCAUGAUGUGCUCGCCCCCGAUGGAAAACGAGAUCCCGAGAAGACCUUUCCGAGCACGCAAUCUGGAGGGCGGGUUCAUGAUCUGCUGGGUACUCGCUGUGAUCCCUACGUCAAUAUGCUGAUGGGAGGCAAGACCUUCGACUUCCACUGCCAUUCCAAUUUGACCCGGGCCGUGGUCCCUUAUGGACUCACCGAGCUCGAUGUUCAUGAUGUGCUCAACGUGUUUCAAGUCACUGGGCUUGACGAGGAGGGUCGCUACUUCAUGGAGGCCUCUCCUGCUCAACCCGGAGAGUACUUUGAGUUCUUCGCCGAGGUGGACGUACUUUGUGCACUCUCUGCUUGUCCCGGUGUUCCGUCUACAGGUGAUCUUUCCAAUUGGGGGUGGGAAGAUAAAGAGGGUGACAUGUUAGCUUCCUGCCGCCCACUGGGCGUGGAAGUAUACCAGCUCGUCGAUAAAGACAAGGUGCUCGAGGGCUGGAUGCAACCCCAGAGCCCAGCGUACAAGGGCAUGCACGGAAUGACCAUGCCGGCCCGUUAG